AUGUCAUCUCCCGCUAAUGAUUAUUUCAUUGAUUAUAACCCACUUUUUCCAAUUUUUGCUACAAGAAUAUCAAGAGGCCUUGCCAUUUACAGAGUCUCAGAUCACGCUAAACUCGCGGUAAUUCCCAUAAGAAAUAUAAAUUUGGUGGCAAAUUACAAUUGGGAUACAACUACUGGUAAAUUCUUGUCCAUUUUUUUUAAGGAUGGGACAAUCAGAAUCCAUGAUAUUUUUAAAGAUGGUCGAUUAGUUUCAUUCCUAAGAAUACCGAGUACAAAAAUAUCGAAAGGUAUAUGGGACCGAAUUCCUUUAAAAUACGAAUCAAGUAACCGAAAUUUUGCAUGCAAUAUUAUUGAUGAUUUACCAAAGCUAAUAAGAUUUGUAAAGGAUUCCAAAAGGAUAAACAUUGUCCCUUACACUCCACCGAAUAGCUUAUGGAGAGGUCCAGAUGAGGAUGAUCCAGAAAGUAAUGAAAAACUAGACGUUCACGUAAUAUUUAAUGAAGGAAAUGAUAAAAUCACUUUCUUUUUUAAUGGUGAUUACGCUGUUUUCCUGUCAGUGUAUGAUAUUGAGAAAGAAAAGUUCCUAAAAUCGAUUGUUAAGGUGCAAGGUGGCUUUUACCAAUGCUUUUAUGAGGAUGGAACCGUACGAACUUUAAAUUUAGCACCACUAUUACAGAGCAAAUCAUCAGUGAACCUGCUGAAUUAUAUAAUGGUAAUAAAAGAGCUUAUAGGUUACGUGCUCACUCACCUCGAGUUCAUUAACCGGGAACUAAUAACACCUUAUUUGGACUUUGUCAAGAGAUUGUGUGAUGAAGCCUAUGGAUAUAGCAAACUGAAAUCGGAGUUAGAAGCGCUGUUUUUACUUGGAGAGAUCUCCUGUGAUUUGGAGGACUGGCUAUGCAACUCAGUGGGUGAAAAGAACUUAAAAAGGUGGAAGUUUGUGGGUUGCGAAGCCUACCAAAAAACUGUUCAGGUUCUAACUUUGAUAUUCGUACCUGCAUGCGAGAGAAUCAUUAUUUUUGUAGAGAAAUUAAGGGCCAUAUUAGAAGCUUUCUCUAUACAGAAUAAGUUUAGUCAUACAUCAGAUUUGACAGCUGUUGAAGCUCUUCUGAAAAAUUCGCAGAAAUUGUUAACUAUUACCUUAAAGUCAAUAAUAGGCUUGGGAAAGGAUGAAAUACUUUUUGAGAAGUUUUUCAUAUGGUUUAACGAUAGAAUCCAUGAAGCGCUGGACGAAGACUACAAACUGAAAUUUAAAUUCGAAGACGACCCUUACUUUGGGUAUGAUUUGCUAACUUACUUUGACAGAAUUUUAUCCAGAAAAAGUACAGAAUCCAACUCAUUAAUCAACGUGAAAUCUUAUAGAGAUCUAAUUAAUAGCAUGUCUGAUAUGGAAAAAGAGAUUUCGCAGACUAACGUUAAUUCUCAUAUUCAACAACACAUUCUGGUUAAAUCAAGGGCGGAAGUUUAUUCGCAAAAAUAUCCAUCCUCGCAAAUAAAUAUGCUUGAUGCCUUAAAAUUACCUAAGCAUAAUUACAUAGUUUACCUUAUUCAGGUAUCAAAACAAAAUAAUGGUCAAGAUGCCUUUUCAGAAGAAAGCAAACAGAAACUAUAUAUAGGUACUCUGAAGGAUGACAAUUUAGGCAUUAUAUCAAGAGAAUCUUCAGUUAAGAUUCCGGAGCCAUUUAAGAACUAUAGCUUGGGCAGUGCAAGGUUUGUGCUGAAAAGGGUCCCGAACUUGCUUCGGGAAACUGAACUGGCGAAUACUAGCUAUAAUAGUAGUAACAUUACCGAAUAUAGGGGAGAAGAUGACGACAAUGAGGAAGAUGACGGCACAAUAACCAUUCCUGUUUAUAUCACCGAGAAUGAGGAAAAUGAUGAUUUCGUGGCAUGCACCGCGAAGAUAUCGGUGGAUGGAAGAAGCGCAUCUCUAGUAUUUCCAAAAGAAAAACGAAUUUUGUGA
Molecule: messenger RNA, 1959 nt
Organism: Saccharomyces paradoxus
Lineage: Eukaryota; Fungi; Ascomycota; Saccharomycetes; Saccharomycetales; Saccharomycetaceae
Gene: APC4
Product: anaphase promoting complex subunit 4
Exons: 1
Coding region: 1-1959 (652 amino acids)
Biological process (GO): positive regulation of mitotic metaphase/anaphase transition; protein K11-linked ubiquitination; anaphase-promoting complex-dependent catabolic process
Cellular component (GO): anaphase-promoting complex; nuclear periphery
Source: RefSeq, a predicted model, not a curated record